Pelobates cultripes (western spadefoot toad) is the source of this 850-nucleotide messenger RNA. NCBI's taxonomy places the organism in Eukaryota, Metazoa, Chordata, Amphibia, Anura, Pelobatidae. The record is from the annotation of a GenBank genome assembly.
GGAUGACUACAUAAAGUUUCUAGGGAUCAAUUUAGCCAGAACGACCCACCAAAUGUAUAAAUAUAACUAUGAGAAACUAUCACACGAAAUAUCGCAGACGCUCGAAAAGUGGCAUAAUGAUUUCCACUCGUGGCACGGGCGCAUAGCGGCUUUCAAAAUGUCGCUGUUACCUAAACUACAGUAUCUAUUCCGCUCACUACAGAUCCCCAUCCCUAGGCACUACAUGACCAAGUUACAAAAAACCAUCACACGAUUCACAUGGGCAAAUAAAACCCCUAGAGUAGCACUCUCCACGAUCAAAAAGCCAAUAGAGAAAGGGGGCAUGGGUUUCCCAGAUAUCAGACUAUACUACAAGGCGGCGCUGCUAUCCACGGUGACCGUGGCACACAGGGCAGAUAACCCACCACAAUGGGUAGCUAUUGAAACCCAUGAGUCGUGCAGAGCUGGGAUGCACCAUCUAUUCUGGGUGCCAAAACACCUGAGACCAGCACCACCCCAAAUGCUGGAAACCACAAAACUAUUGCUGCACACAUGGGAUAAAAGUAGAGCGCACCUCAGCGAAACAGGUGACCUAUCACUUGCCUCAACGAUGUAUAGCAUAUACCUGAGAAACCCAACAUUUGACUUUAGGGCAUGGACAAAGGCAGGGUGCACGCACAUACACGAUCUGUACACAGGAUCCUCUCUUAAACAAUUCCCGGACAUACAAGCUCAGUACAAAAUACCGAAUAGAGCAAUUUUUUCAUACCUACAGAUCAAAUCGAUGCUACAACACCACACCCCCCCACCUGGGACAUCCGCGAUGUCUGACUACGAGGCAUGCUGCCUCAAGGGAACCCCACACAAAUGA